CAGAGGAAUGCAGCAGACUGACGGCUGCUGUAGAAGGGGGAAAGUUUUCAAGGGCGGAUGAGGUCACUGUGCUCUUCAGAUGCUGGAACAAUGUGGAACUGGAUGCCUUUUAGAAGAAGCUGUUGAACUUUUUUAUUUUAUUAUUAUUUCUUGGACCACAAGAACACAAGUGUAGUUGGUCUACAGCAGAUGCCGGAAGAUUCCUGGGUGAUUUAUCUCCUCUUUCACUCCAUUCAGUCUUUGCCUAGAGACCCAAGGAAGUACAGUAAUUUGAACUGAUCCCUGUGUAAUACUUGGACAAAGAUGAACCACCUUAGUCCCAGCUCUACGCCUUCCGCCACGUUCUCCAUCAUGGCCUUGACCCUUGCCUUGCACCUCUGUGGUGCCGCCCCUGACCCACGGCAUAGGGAGCAGCUGAUGCGACAGGAGGCCUCUAUGCAAACAGGGGGCAGUGUUGUGCUGAAUGCUGCUGAGCAGAAGCUCGACGCCUAUCUGCACAAACUGAAGGUGCAGGAGAUGGCAUUGGAUCCAUUCCCGCCCUCUGUGCAUUUCUUCAAAGCACGGCCCUACAUUGAGAAGAGCCCUAUAUUUCAACUAAUAAAGAAAAUGCCUAAAGGUGCUGCUCUCCACCUGCAUGGCCGAGCCCUGGUGAGUGCGGAGUGGCUGGUGAAGAAUGCCACCUACAGGCCGGACUGCUACAUCUGCUUCACGGGCAAUUCAGUGCGAUUCCUCUUCUCCACUUGGACGCCCUACCCCACAUACAACUGCUGGCACUGGCAGCUGCUGAAGACCCUGAGAGCCAACAUGGCUGAUCCUGUCAAGUUUGACCACAGCCUCAUUCAGAAUCUCACCCUACUUACCGAUGACCCAGAAUCGGCCUACCCAACUCAGGACGCUGCGUGGGCCCGUUUUGAGGAUGCUUUUCGUGUCCUCUCUGGCCUGGUCUCCUAUGCUCCCGUGUUCAGAGACUACCUCUACCAAGCCCUGGAGGAAUUGUAUACAGACAAUGUAAUGUAUGUGGAGAUAAGAAGUAGCAUACCGCGGUUGUAUGAGGCUGAUGGCAGCAUUCAUGAAAGGGUUUGGUCAGCGAAACUCUACCAGGAUGUGAUCGCAAAAUUCUCAUCAAAGCAUCCAGACUUCUUGGGAUUGCGGGUCAUACUUUCAACUCACAGGAUCCAGUGUCUGUAUUCAAUGAAGCUAGCUGUCAAAAGUGCCAUUGAAAUGCAAAAGAAUUUUCCGGAGCUGAUAGCAGGGUUUGACUUGGUGGGCAGGGAGGAUGAUGGGAACCCUCUGUGGUACUUCAAAGAGGCACUGAGUCUUCCUGCUCAAUUCGGAGUUCAUCUUCCCUACUAUUUCCAUGCAGGAGAGACUGACCGGGAAGGUACUGAGGUGGAUGGCAACUUGCUAGACGCCUUGCUGUUCAACACCAGUCGGAUUGGACACGGCUAUGCUUUGCCUCACCACCCUCUGGCCAAAGAACUUGCCAGAAAGAAGGAUGUGGCUGUUGAAGUAUGUCCCAUAUCCAACCAAGUUUUGAAGCUUCUGUCUGACAUGCGUAAUCACCCCGCCGCAGUCCUCAUGACAGAGGGCCACCCCCUGGUCAUCAGCUCCGAUGACCCCUGUCUGUUUGGGAACACCGGCCUCUCCUAUGACUUCUAUGAGGCAUUUGUAGGAAUAGGUGGCUUAAGCGCCAACUUGGGCACCCUGAAAGAGCUUGCUAUGAACUCGAUCAAGUACAGCUCCCUCUCUCCGUCUCUGAAGAAGACACUGCAUGAUAUGUGGCAGAAGAAGUGGGACACAUUUAUUUCUGAUCAUUACCACUGAUCCAACUGCUCUACCCCUCCAUUGAAUGGCUUACAAAACUUAAUCAGACAUAAUUAUGAAACAGGUUAAAUCCUCAUGUUCACACAUUAUGUUUUAUACUUUGUUCAAUAAAAGCAUUAAAUCAACUGUUCAUUGCAUCUAAUAAAAAGAUAAAUGGUUACUUAGUCCUGUGGUUUCCAAAGUGGGGGCAGGGGACCCCUGGGGUUCCGCGAGGGCGUGUUAGGGUGUAAUGACUAAAAAGAUAUGUUGAAUUCAGCAGAAAAAUGCUAAUUUUACAGUAUACUAAAAUUAUAUAAGAGAAUCUGACUUCAUAAAAUUACUGGCAUUUUUAUUUCCUGCAGCAACAUAUAGGCCCUACAUUUAAUAGCACUGUAAACAUUAGGGAUUCAAUGAGAGUAACUACAGUAAUUGGCAAAAUGAAAACUUAAUCUGUAAUAAAUAAUA
This is a messenger RNA of Engraulis encrasicolus (European anchovy), 2268 nucleotides long. It is a transcript of the gene ada2b, whose product is annotated as adenosine deaminase 2b. The transcript is spliced from 11 exons. Gene Ontology annotation, molecular function: adenosine deaminase activity. Gene Ontology annotation, biological process: adenosine catabolic process; inosine biosynthetic process. The record is from RefSeq and is a predicted model, not a curated record. NCBI's taxonomy places the organism in Eukaryota, Metazoa, Chordata, Actinopteri, Clupeiformes, Engraulidae. Bases 304 to 1824 code for a protein of 506 amino acids.